AUGUUUGACUAUUUUCAAUUUGCACGCGAUGAAAGGGCGAUACCCAAUCACUCUGGUCUGGCUGGCCCCUCUAGUCUGGCGAGUUGUUCUAGUCUGGCUAGCCCCUCUGGUCUGGCUAGCCCCUCUGGUCUGGCUCGCCCCUCUGGUCUGGCUCGCCCCUCUGGUCUGGCUAGCCCCUCUGGUCUGGCUAGCCCCUCUGGUCUGGCGCGUCCCUCUGGUCUGGCUAGUCCCUCUGGUCUGGCUAGCCCCUCUGGUCUGGCUAGUCCCUCUGGUCUGGCUAGUCCCUCUGGUCUGGCGAGUCCCUCUGGUCUGGCGAGUCGUUCUAGUCUGGCUGGCCCCUCUGGUCUGGCGAGUCCCUCUGGUCUGGCGAGUCGUUCUAGUCUGGCGAGUCGUUCUGCUCGCCCGUCGGUGGCUAUCAAAUCACACCCCCCCAUUUUUUGA
Messenger RNA from Penicillium malachiteum, 441 nucleotides. RefSeq lists its product as uncharacterized. NCBI's taxonomy places the organism in Eukaryota, Fungi, Ascomycota, Eurotiomycetes, Eurotiales, Aspergillaceae. The record is from RefSeq and is a predicted model, not a curated record. The transcript has 2 exons. Bases 1 to 441 code for a protein of 146 amino acids.